Messenger RNA from Monomorium pharaonis (pharaoh ant), 2402 nucleotides. RefSeq names its product PHD finger protein 12. The record is from RefSeq and is a predicted model, not a curated record. Bases 362 to 2320 code for a protein of 652 amino acids. Gene Ontology annotation, cellular component: nucleus; Sin3-type complex. NCBI's taxonomy places the organism in Eukaryota, Metazoa, Arthropoda, Insecta, Hymenoptera, Formicidae. The transcript has 5 exons. Gene Ontology annotation, biological process: negative regulation of transcription by RNA polymerase II. Gene Ontology annotation, molecular function: transcription corepressor activity; protein binding.
UGCUCGUCGUCAUUGGUACGUUCUUCUAGAUUUAUCUUGAAUCUAAAGGUCUACUCCAGUCACGAGCGACAAUUAUCGAACGCUCGCUCAAUCAUUGUAAAGUAGUCACAGUACUCACAGUAGUAGACAGACUGACAGAGCGGAGUAGAUCCACUGAUAUUCUGAACGACGGAAGACGGAAGACCUGAGUGCACCUGAGUGCAGUCACCUGAGUGCGGCGAGAGUGCGAGAGAUUGCGAGGGAUGAAGACUGGAUGCUGAUCAGUGCUGAUCGAGAGAGGAGAAGCCAGGAGAAGCGGAGCACGAGGAGGACAUAACUCCGAUUAUAUUAUAUUUUUAACGUUCGUCGCUACGUUUUCCAAAUGAGUACCGUCGAGUACGGGUUUCCGAUGAUAGGCGGAUUGAUGCCGCAAAUACAAGCUCUGAUAGCACCACCUAUAUCGGAUGACUCAAAGGCGGCGAAGGCGAGGAAGGAGAAGGAGGAGAAGAAGCAUCCCUACUUCAAGAGACGGGGUCGUGGUCACAAUCGCGACUUCUGCGAUGCUUGUAAAGAUGGUGGAGAGCUCAUAUGCUGCGACAAAUGUCCAGCUUCCUAUCACUUGCAGUGCCACUAUCCCGCAGUAGACCCGACGGAUAUUCCUAAUGGAGAAUGGCUGUGCUACGCCUGCCGCUGCGCCUCCAAAAGGGAGGUGCUCUUUGACGAAAACGAGAAUAAAAACAGAUCCGCUUUGGAAGUAUUGACACUGGCGGCUGCCCUAGUAAAUCCAAGAGAGUUUGAGUUGCCCAAGGAGUUACAAUUACCUAUAAUGUUUCCUGGAAGCAACAAGGCAGAUUACGUGUCUGGCAGGAGAGGUAAACUGCUGAGCUCAUCUUACAACAAUGUUGGAAAAAGUCAUUGUUUGGAUAGCAAUCUAAUGGUUCCAUUGCCAGCUCGUUUAUGCUUCGAAUGUGGACGUAGUUGCAGAAAGGCGCCAUUAAUCGCGUGCGACUAUUGCCCGUUGUAUUUUCAUCAGGAUUGCCUGGACCCACCGCUGACUGCCUUUCCUAUCGGUAGAUGGAUGUGUCCUAAUCAUCCGAAUCACUUCAUAGAUCAGAAUCUGUUGACUUCUUGUAGAGUGACAGAACGCAUAAAGCUCUGGGACAAGUAUGCCAAUCAGCGGAUAGAUCAGCAUGCAGUAAAAUUGGACUUUUUGCGUAAGGCGCGUGCCGCCAAUCCUCUGUUUCGGACGAAAGUGAGACUGGAGGGUCGUCCAAGAAUAAAAGUUCCUUGCAGCAUCAAAUUCCAUUAUGAGAAUCCGCCGCACUUAGAGCCAAUACAUUCUUAUCAAGAUAGUCUUAUAUGUCCGAUAAGAAACACUAAAAAUGAGGAAGAAUACCAACAGACAAACGAGAAAGUAGUCGAGAAAAUAGCUGAAAAAUCAGUCGAGAAAGCAAAUGGCAAAGACAAUUGUAUAGAAAAUAAGAAAACUGAAGAAACUGAUGAAGUAAGAACGAAAGGAGAGAAAUGUGAUAUUACCACAACUGAGAAAAAUUAUCAAUUGAAAGUAUUUGAUACGAGUGAACACGUGAGUAAAAAAAUAGAAAGUGAAACCGCGGCAGAUAAUUCUGAGGAAUGCAAUAAUAUUGAAUUUCACACAAGCAGCUAUGGUAAUGUCAAAGAAGGUGUCCAAUUGUUAGAAAGACCGGUGUUGGAAGCAUUAGCGCAGCAGAGACUAGAACAGAUAUUAAAUCCAGAUGGGGAAAAUUAUAAAACAAUAAAUUGUCAUAGAAGAGCAAGAGCCGCGUUAUUUUCUUUAAGCCCUAAGCCUAAUCCACCAGCGUUCAUGACUCGUAGGAUCUUCGUUAUCGGCAAUGGCCCGAACUGUGACUUAGUCUUGUCCAAUUACGGUAGCUGUGAAUUCACAUCCUCCAAACACGCAGUUAUAUUUUUCGACGAGGUGACCAAGCACUACGAAUUACUUAAUUACAGCGAAUACGGAACAGUAGUAGAUCACGUGCUGUACUCUUGCGAUUGCACUCGUGUUUUAGAAGAACAAAUAAAAGAGGAAAAGACUGAUAAAACGAUACACAUCACUAAGGAGGAAGAAACUUCUGAUAUGAUAAAAAUGAUUCUGCGUAAGGAUGAGGCAGCUUGUUUGGAAGAAUAUGUGCACAUGGAUGACAAAGUCUUAUGCAAAUGUAAUAUAAAACGCGAUACGAGAAUUAAUGAGCAACCAGAGGAAGGAUGGGAAGGAAGUGCGAUUAUAGCGCACGGCUCGACCAUUAGCUUCGGUUGUCUCAUGUUUGUAUUUAACACAUUAGAUAUGUACGUGGACAGAUGAAACUCAGUAAUAUGAAAUAUUGUACAAAGUGAAAAUUUUAUAAAACAACACAUAAAGAGCAUUCCUUGUGCUUGCAAUACUA